This is a messenger RNA of Uranotaenia lowii, 1911 nucleotides long. RefSeq names its product transcription factor HNF-4 homolog (gene Hnf4). The coding region runs from base 504 to 1583 and encodes 359 amino acids. Lineage: Eukaryota; Metazoa; Arthropoda; Insecta; Diptera; Culicidae. The record is from RefSeq and is a predicted model, not a curated record. Gene Ontology annotation, biological process: regulation of transcription by RNA polymerase II; anatomical structure development; cell differentiation. Gene Ontology annotation, molecular function: nuclear receptor activity; RNA polymerase II cis-regulatory region sequence-specific DNA binding; zinc ion binding. The transcript has 7 exons. Gene Ontology annotation, cellular component: nucleus.
UCAUUCCUCCUAAAGCUGUGUUGUUACUGGAUAAUUGCUCAGCACAUCAUAUGAAUGAUGGGCUAAAAAGCGAUGUUUGAUAAAUGUUUUUUAUGCCUCCAAAUGUGACUGCAGUGAUUCAACCCAUGGACCAGAAUGUAAUUCAGAACUGUAAACUAAAAUAUCGUCAAAAACUUUUGCUACAUGUUAUGGCUCGCGAAAUCGAUAUCGGUCAAAGCUUGAAGAGCAUAACGUUGAGGGAUUUAUGUUUUUGGAUGCACGAUACUUGGAGUGAAAUAAAGCGUACAGUAAUCAUGGAAGAAAAUUGGAAUUAUUUUAAAUAACAAACUCGUUCACGAAGAUGUUGUUCCCUUGAUCCAUUUGAUUGAUGUAAACAACCGCGAUGAAACUAUUUUGCCACAGCACCCUGAGGAGAGAUAUAUAAAGCUGGAUCUAGCUCACAACCCACCGGCUCUAGUCUUUCACCGAAUCAAUCGUCUUUGUUUGAAGAACAGGAAGGUUUAAUGAUUCUAUGUGCAAUAUGCAGCGAUAAAGCUACCGGAAAACAUUAUGGUGCAACUUCUUGCGAUGGAUGCAAAGGGUUUUUCAGGCGAAGCGUCCGUAAAAAUCAGUUUUACACAUGCAGAUUUCAGCGCAACUGUUUGGUGGACAAAGAUAAAAGAAACCAAUGUAGAUAUUGCAGACUCAGGAAGUGUUUCCGGGCCGGAAUGAAGAAAAUGGCUGUUCAAAACGAACGAGACCGGAUAAGCAACAAACACCUUUGCUCGGCAGAUUGUGAGACUUCUAAUGGCCUUUCGGUGCAUUUUUUACUGCGUGCCGAAAAUAUAAGCCGACAGUUUGGAGCUGCCCUUGAUAACUGCCACGGUGAUGCCAACGAUUUGACCAACAGACGAUACGCAAGCAUCAACGAUGUAUGCGACUCUAUGAAGCAACAGUUACUAAUCCUUGUGGAAUGGGCCAAAUCGAUCCCGGCAUUUGUGGAACUGCAAUUAGAUGACCAAGUGGCUCUUUUGAGAGCACAUGCUGGGGAGCAUCUUUUACUGGGCCUAUCAAGGCGAUCGAUGCAUCUGCCCGAAAUGCUACUAUUGGGCAAUAACUGUAUCAUUACCAAACAACGGCCUGAUUCAAAGAUGGCACCGAAUCUUGACAUAUCGAGAAUAGGAGCCAGAAUAAUUGAUGAACUUGUCAGUGCCAUGAAAGACAUUCAACUAGAUGAUGCAGAAUUAGCUUGCAUAAAAGCUUUGGUGUUUUUUGAUCCAAGUGUGAAAGGACUAAGUGACCCUCAAGCCAUCAAACAACUGAGACGUUUCGUACUUAUCAAUCUUGAGGAUUAUGUUGCCGAUAAACAAUAUGCAUCUAGGGGACGAUUUGGUGAAAUUUUACUCAUUCUGCCGAUAUUGCAAUCGAUUACAUGGCAAAUGGUGCAGCAAAUUGAACUUGCCAAAAUGUUCGGCGUUGCGCAGAUAGAUAGCUUGUUACAGGAAAUGUUGUUGGGAGGUGAAUCACUUGAGCAGUGUGCAAGUACGAGCUCCAUUGAAGUUAAUUCCUUAAUCAGUGAUCGAUACAAGUCGGAAUGUUUGUAGAAACAACAACAAAAAUCAACUCCAAAACACAAACACCCAGAGGACUGCUGAGCAAAAUUGUUUUUAUGUUAUAGGCUAAUGAUAAGUUUAUGCUGUGUUUGUUCAAAUAUUUCGAGACAAAACUGUGCGAGCGAAAAAAAAAUUGAGAAAGAUUGAGAGAGAAGUUAUUUUUUGGGUUGGUGAACACUGUCAAAAAUCGUUAUAGGUAUAUUAAAAGUUACAUUCUCAUACAAAAAAACUUUAUUGAUGAAUUGAAACAAAAUAUACAAACUACAAUUCUCUGUUGUUAUGUUAAGGGUAGAAUUAUAAAUUGAAUAAAGAAAUUGAC